Hymenoscyphus albidus is the source of this 1011-nucleotide messenger RNA. Lineage: Eukaryota; Fungi; Ascomycota; Leotiomycetes; Helotiales; Helotiaceae. The record is from the annotation of a GenBank genome assembly.
GCUAAAUUCUACCUAGGUGAUGUUGGUUUGUGCCUUCUUGCCUUGUUUAACACUUACUCCAAUCCUCGAGAACAUGAAAUAUUAUAUAUACUCCGAGUUCUCCAAGUAUUCAUUAUCCAACAAUUCAAGAAUCAUUUCAUGACAGCACAAUGGGUAAACCUUCCCAUAAACAAACGCCGUUACCGUGCAGCAAAUGCGAUCGCGAUUUUUCACGUAAACCAGACCUCGACAGACAUAUGAGAGAGGUACACGAGCUGCAGAAAUUUCCCUGUACCUAUCAGAAUUGUCCUUAUACCGCGAGUCGUCCAGAAAGGACAAGGAGGCACCGUGAGAGGAAUCAUCCUGAUUAUAUUGAGAGCAAAUGUAUGGCUAUCAAAUUACGAGAAUACUUGUUUACUGACACCAAUGUAGACCCCAUGCCCCAGCAGAAUAACCAGGUUGACAUGAGUACCGCAGCCCAAAGUACCAAACCUCCAGUUGUGGAUGAUGUAUACUAAUAUCUUUGUAGCCCAAGGACCACCAGGAAACGCAAACUACCAAGUUUCUAUGCCGGAAUACCAUUCUUCUUAUGCGACUGAUCCCAACCAAACAUUUACUGUCGGCACAGUGGGUUGGAACAACGCUGCGGAAAGCAUCAAUCCAUAUACAACAUCGAUUGCUCAACACCAACAAACGUCAUUUCCAAGCCCUGAUCCAUCCAUGCAAUCAAAUUAUCAGAGCAGCUCAUCCGAUGCAUCUUAUAACAAUGAUUGGAGUUAUGGGGAGGUAGCCCCUCAAGAAGGGUAUCAGCCGUGGGAUAAUACGACGGUAUGGCAGAAUGGUCACUAAGGAUUGCCCUUGGUUUCGUUGAGUUUCUUUUGCGCAACUCACAUGAUUAUUUUACAUGGAAACCGAAGAUUGUGGAAUCUUGCUGGAGGUCCUAGGAUACUGUCCUUUACUGGAACUCUUUUCAUUCGAUUUUGUAUAUUAGAUUUUCUGCUUCUUUCCAGUCUCUCUUCUCUAUCAGCAGCG